Messenger RNA from Pyrenophora tritici-repentis Pt-1C-BFP, 763 nucleotides. RefSeq lists its product as uncharacterized. Gene Ontology annotation, molecular function: transcription coregulator activity. Gene Ontology annotation, cellular component: mediator complex. Gene Ontology annotation, biological process: regulation of transcription by RNA polymerase II. The record is from RefSeq and is a predicted model, not a curated record. NCBI's taxonomy places the organism in Eukaryota, Fungi, Ascomycota, Dothideomycetes, Pleosporales, Pleosporaceae.
GUUGCAAGAGGUGGAGUCGAACCUUUGUCGCGUAACUUUCUUAUAAUUGCGCUAUUGUCGCAGGGUCUUAUAUACCACUCCUAUGCCCAUUUGCCAUUGAAUCAAAUUCCAAUUCCGUUUGUCGCUCAUAUCCCCCAUACCCAAACACCCCACCAUGUCCACCGACGCAACCCAAAUCGAGCAGCAACAAUCUGAGGGUACCGCUGCUCCAGAGAAGAGGUCCGACGAGCCAAAGACGUACCGCGAAGUCGCCGCCGAACAUAUCGACACCCUCAACGAGAUCAACCACCAAAUCCCCAAACUACUAAAGUACUUUGCGACCGCACUGUCCCAACUCACCAACGACCCUAUCCCGUUCCAGAACGAUGCCAUGCAAUGUCAACCCGGAACCCUCGAUGCACGCAAAGAAGCCUUUCGCUUGAACGCUAUAUUUUGUGGAAUGUCCUGCGAAUUGAUACGAAGUGAACUGGUAAAGCAAAUCAACGCUCUCGAGAGAUACAAGGUCAUACCCAAGAGCCAUCCAAAGUUCACUGCCGUCGGCAAGAAUCAGAAAGACAAGCGUGAAGAAGAGGUCGUAGAUCCGGAAAAGGAUGUGAAGAAUGGAGGCUAUGGUGAGUUUGAUGUUGGGGUACUGAACGCGAGAGCGAGCUCAGGACAGGUCGGUGCUGAGGACGUCUUGGAUCGGGCCAAGUUAAUACUGGAGGAAUUACAGAAACGGACCCGGGAGGCUUCGGCUACUGAGGACAUGGUAGUGGACGGAUGA